This is a messenger RNA of Erythranthe guttata (spotted monkey flower), 1455 nucleotides long. It is a transcript of the gene PFC1, whose product is annotated as Ribosomal RNA adenine dimethylase family protein. Gene Ontology annotation, molecular function: rRNA (adenine-N6,N6-)-dimethyltransferase activity. Gene Ontology annotation, biological process: rRNA methylation. NCBI's taxonomy places the organism in Eukaryota, Viridiplantae, Streptophyta, Magnoliopsida, Lamiales, Phrymaceae. The record is from RefSeq and is a predicted model, not a curated record.
CAAAAAUAAGGGUAAAUUACAAUAACCCCUCCGAGGUAAGAUCUAUUUACAAAACCCCCUUAAUUUUUACAUAAUUACACCCACCCCUGCUAUUUUAAAUUUCUUACAUUAACGCCCUUGUUGUGGAUGUAAGAAAUUCAAUUUGCUACAGUUUGUGAGACACCAUAACUACAAUGAACAGCCUCUUACAUUCCGCCCCUCCAGCAUUUCCAAUUACCCACAUCAGAGCCUCAACUUCGCCGCCGGCGCACGAUAGCCUCGCCGCCGCGUCCGCCGGCAAACCCCCGAGAACACCCUCCCGCAAAUUAUCCGCCAGCACAACCUCCAAAAGGAAACCCAAAGUCCAAGAAGAUGAUUACCGUUCUACCCUCGAAGCCCUCAAUUCCAAAGGCCGGUUUCCCAGAAAAUCCCUCGGCCAGCACUAUAUGUUGGAUGGUUCAGUAAAUGAUGAGCUGGUUGCGGCGGCAAACGUGAAAGAAGGCGAUACGGUGCUCGAAAUCGGACCGGGCACCGGUUCUUUGACUAAUGUAAUAGUCAACGCCGGUGCUACUGUUCUUGCUAUUGAAAAGGACCCGUAUAUGGCAGCACUAGUGAGAGAACGCUUUGCCGGAUUAGGAUGCGUGGAGGUUCUGGAAAAGGAUUUUACAAGAUUCGAUUUAUGCGCACAUAUGUCGUCGAUAUUGCCUAAAGAAACCCCUACCGAUGGAAAUUCGUCCCUUGCAAAGGUGGUUGCGAACAUACCUUUCAACAUAAGUACUGAUGUGGUGAAACAACUUCUUCCAAUGGGAGACGUUUUCUCCGAAGUUGUUCUUUUACUUCAGGAUGAAGCGGCAUUGCGAUUGGUCGGUUCUUCUUUAGAUUCAUCGGAUUAUCGGCCCAUCAAUAUUUUUGUGAAUUUCUAUUCAGAUCCCGAAUACAAAAUUAAGGUUUCAAGAACAAGCUUCUUCCCCCAACCUAAAGUCGAUGCAGCUAUUGUUUCGUUCAAACUAAAGCAAACGGUUGAUUAUCCUCGUGUUUCCUCCAUUAAAAGCUUCUUCUCGAUGGUAAAUUCUGCAUUUAACGGGAAACGUAAAAUGUUGAGGAAAUCGCUACAGCAUAUAUGUUCUCCAUCGGAUAUUGAAUCAGCUCUAUGUGCUGCUGAUCUUCUUCCCACUUCGAGACCGGAAGAACUCACAUUAGAAGAUUUUGUAAGAUUGCACAACCUGUUAGUGAAGAUAUAGCUGAUAAAUCGGUAUCUUUUGUACUAUACCGAGCGAAGUACACUGAGUAUGUAGAUUCGAAUAGUACUAUUGCCUUAAACUUGUUCGUAAUUAUCGAGACACAUUCAUUCCGGGAUGUACAUGCAGUUUUGUUUACUUAUUACAUUCAUAAUCUUGAUGGUUCUGUAAAUUGGCGGAGUUCGAUUCGGGAACUUUCGAUUUUGGAAUAUAGGGUUUCAUUUUGAAUUUCGAAAAA